Manduca sexta (tobacco hornworm) is the source of this 2792-nucleotide messenger RNA. It is a transcript of the gene Kat60, whose product is annotated as katanin p60 ATPase-containing subunit A-like 1. The record is from RefSeq and is a predicted model, not a curated record. Gene Ontology annotation, cellular component: microtubule cytoskeleton. Gene Ontology annotation, molecular function: ATP hydrolysis activity; ATP binding; microtubule severing ATPase activity. Gene Ontology annotation, biological process: microtubule severing. The coding region runs from base 317 to 1945 and encodes 542 amino acids. The transcript is spliced from 10 exons. NCBI's taxonomy places the organism in Eukaryota, Metazoa, Arthropoda, Insecta, Lepidoptera, Sphingidae.
AUAAUGUUGGUAGUUGUCCAACUUGACUUGCGAUUGUGAUUGUGAACUGUUAAAACGAAAUUGAUAAGUUUGUUUUGUCUAAAAAAUAUGGUCGUAAAUUUAUAAAUUUUGCAUAACAAUGAGAUAAACCAUAGAACACAUAUACGUACAUUUGCAACAAAUAAAGUGAAUGUAGCACAAACGCAAUGGAUGUGGUGUGGGUUAUGUUGUGAAAAUGAGAAGUGUUACGUUCGGAUCAUUGGAUGUCACACGCGAUAUAAAUCUUCGAAGGGGUCUAAACGAAGAACCGUAACAUUUUUGGCCGUGGAUACGUUACAUGCACGCAGCGGGAAUGACAAUAAUGGCAGUUUCUGUUGGCGAAAUUUGCGAGAACACUAAGUUGGCCAGGGAGAUGGCUCUGAUGGGCAAUUACGAAUCGGCGCUGGUGUACUACGAGGGCACGAUACAGAUGAUCCACAGGCUGUUGAUCACUAUUGCGGACCCGACGCGCAAGUCCAAGUGGCAGUUGGUACAAAAGCAGAUGGCCCGCGAGUAUGAGCAGCUGAAGGCGACGGUGGCGACGUUGCAGAUGUUCCAGCACGAGGGCGACAAGGCCAUCACGCCGCUCACCGGCAAUUACGAGGACCUGCCAACGCGAGACAUGUGGGGGCCGGCCCCACACGAGAUCGAUCCGGACAUAUGGCCCCCGCCGCCGGACAGAGAUCCGAACGCGUGGCCGCCGCCCACAAACGUUGAACACAAAGGUCCCCCAGCGAUGAAAUCAGCUCGCAACAAUCCUCGCAACGCCAGAACAGACAACAAAAGGACGACCCCGGCGCAACGGAACGCAACCACCUCGCAAAGGAAGACUUCGGACGUUAGGAACCCUAAGUUAGCGGCCAAUAAGGCGCAUAGUGCAAAAACAAAAGACACGAGCAACAAGGAGCACAGCAACGCUGGCGGCAAGGAGAAGCAGGACCGCGACAACAACAACGGCGACACGGACGACGAGAAACACAAAGAGGAGGAGAGAAGGUUCGAACCGCCCUCCGCGGCCGACGGAGAUCUUGUCGACAUGCUCGAAAGAGAUAUAGUACAAAAGAAUCCUAAUAUUAGAUGGGAUGAUAUAGCGGACUUAGCGGAAGCGAAGCGGCUCCUCGAGGAGGCGGUGGUGCUGCCCAUGUGGAUGCCCGACUUCUUCAAAGGCAUUCGCCGUCCAUGGAAGGGUGUGCUGAUGGUGGGUCCUCCCGGCACGGGAAAGACGAUGCUAGCGAAGGCGGUGGCCACCGAGUGCGGCACCACAUUCUUCAACGUGUCCUCGUCGACCCUCACCAGCAAGUACCGCGGCGAGUCGGAGAAACUUGUGCGGUUGCUGUUUGAAAUGGCCCGUUUCUACGCGCCGAGCACGAUCUUCAUCGACGAGAUCGACUCGCUGUGCUCGCGCCGCGGCUCCGACAGCGAGCACGAGGCCUCGCGCCGCGUCAAGUCCGAGCUGCUCGUGCAGAUGGACGGGCUCGGCUCCGCCACCGACGAACCCGCUAAGGUAGUAAUGGUCUUAGCGGCGACUAACUUCCCUUGGGACAUCGACGAGGCGCUGCGACGCAGGCUCGAGAAGCGGAUCUACAUCCCGCUGCCCACGCAGGAGGGACGCGAGGCGCUCCUGCACAUCAACCUGCGGGAGGUGAAGGUGGACCCCGAGGUCGACCUGCGGGCCAUCGCCAAGAAACUUGACGGGUACUCCGGCGCUGAUAUUACAAAUGUUUGCAGGGACGCAUCAAUGAUGUCAAUGAGACGGAAAAUCGCUGGUCUGAAGCCAGAACAAAUCAAACAACUUGCCAAGGAGGAGCUCGACCUGCCCGUCACCAAGCAGGACUUCAUGGAGGCGCUCGCCAAGUGCAACAAGUCCGUCUCCAAGGGCGACAUACAGAAGUAUCUCUCGUGGAUGGCAGAAUUCGGCUCCUCCUGAUUGGAAAUAUAACCCACAUUGUGUAGUGUUUAAAAAACUUAACAACGAUAAAUAUAGAUAAAUAUUCACUAAUAACACAACGGAAGCAUCUGUGAUUUCUUUUUAAAAUACAAUCUAGACAAAUGUGUAUUUUAAUAAGGAGUUGUUACGUGUUCGAUAUGUGAAAACAAUUGCCUUAUGAACUCAGUAUAUUUAAGUUAACGAAGCAACAUUUGGACUGUUUCAGUAUUAUGUGUAUAAAUUAUGGGCACGUUCGAGUUUGUUCAUAAUCAAGUGAGAAUAUAUUGGUGACAUACGAUCGGAUCAUUCCUGUGCGGAAAUAAAAGUGUAAAUAUGCUUUUUGAACUGUUAGUAUUUUAUCUAAAAUUUUUCUAAUGCGUAUGACUCUGCCAUUUAAUAGUUUGAAGCACAAUAAACGAUUAUGUAUAUAAGAAGCAAGGUAGAUACGAAUGCAUAGUACGAACAUAACAAUCGCCAGAUCUGUCAUCACAUUGUUGGAAAUUUAUUAAAAAUACCAUGAGCAUUGUACUUAAUUGGUUUAAAUUUGAGAUUUAUACUUAGUUAUAAUUUUAUGCCAUAAUUAAUUUAUAUUGUACUUUUUAUAGAUUUUUUAUUUCAAAACUAUGUUACUGUAGGAGAUGAAUUUUAUAUUUAUAUUUAGUGAUUCGCUCAAUUAAAUUAGAGGAAAUAUUCGUUGGAAGUUCGCCCGGCCGCCGAGGUAGGAUACAUUUUUAUUAAUGACUUUAACCACCUGAGUAUGCGUACCUAAACCUAACAACUAAUGCCUGCUCGACAAAUAAAUAGUAAGUAUGUAUAGAAAAUGUGUUCAUAUAACGUUGACAGAAAA